This is a messenger RNA of Sugiyamaella lignohabitans, 3186 nucleotides long. RefSeq lists its product as uncharacterized. The record is from RefSeq and is a predicted model, not a curated record. NCBI's taxonomy places the organism in Eukaryota, Fungi, Ascomycota, Dipodascomycetes, Dipodascales, Trichomonascaceae. The transcript is spliced from 2 exons. Bases 1 to 3186 code for a protein of 1061 amino acids.
AUGUCGAGCUCGGGAAUCGGGUCGUUUCUCAAAGAGAGCAGAGACAAGCUCAAUGACGUGUCUGCCAAGGGCAAACAGAAAUACGACUCGGGCGACUGGAAAAAAGCCCCUAAAUUCUCACUUCCCAGCUCGCGAAUUGGUCGCCAGGCGAGAGGAGCAACCAGGGUCUGGGGCGGAGCCCCAGCCGCCGGAGGCAAUCUGACACCCGUCGUAGAAGUGACUAACAGGACAUCAGAAGAGAAUGAGAGGGAGAGUAUUCAGGCCCGUCCGCUGUCGGCUCUGACGGAUCCCAGUUUGUUUCCCCCGCCUCCAAAACACAGGGGGUACGAGAAUGGAGCUCCAGUUCAGCCAGCUCAGCCUGUGGCUCCAGUUCAGCCAGUUCAGGCUGCUCAUCCCGGCUAUGGCCAGCAGCAGCAGCCUCAGACGGGAUAUGCUCCUUCGCCAGCGGCAGGGUAUGGCCAGUUGCCGCCUCAAGCUCCUGCUCAGGUGCCUGGACAGGCUCCAGGAGUGGCUCCUGGUCAGACGUAUCAAGCGUACGGACAGAAUCAAGGUCAAUUGCCUCCUCAGCAACAACAACAGCAACCACAAGUUCAGGGAUAUAAUCCGAAUCCAGCAGCUGGUUAUGGCCAAGUUGCGAGUCCGGGUCAACCUGGGUCUUACCAGCAACAGCAGCAACUGUCUGGAUACGGUCAGCCAGGUCAACUGGGUCAGCCAGGAGUGAUUCCGGCUCCUUCUCCUCCAGUUCAACAGCCACCUCAACAGUACGGUCAACCACAGUCAUUUCAACAGCCACCUCAACAGCAGUAUGGUCAACAACCAGCUCAACAGCAGUAUGGCCAACAACCAGCUCAGCAGCAGUAUGGCCAACAACCAGCCCAACAGCAGUAUGGCCAACAACCAGCUCAACAGCAGCCGGCUCCACAGUAUGGCCAGGAGUAUGGUCAGCAGCAGCCAGCUCAACCGUAUGCCCAGCAGUACGGCCAGCAAGCUCCACAACAGAUUGUUCCACAGGCUGCUCCACAGCCAACUCCGGUUGAACAGCCUCCAAACUACCCUUCACAGAAUGCUGCACCAUCUCCUGCUCCAGCCUUGUCUCCAGCUCCUCCUGCGAGACCCCCUUUGCCAGAUCCAACCUCGUUUCCAAAACCUCCUGUGUUUGGCAACCCUGCUUCGGCUGCUAUAAACAGUCCCAAUUCCACCACUCGUGCUCCUGCUACUCCUGGAGUCGGGGCUCCUGAGGACGCACAAUCGAAACCUGUAAAAGCGCCAUUGCCUGAUCCAGCUUCCUUUGCUCCUCCUCCGGUAUUUGGUCGUCCUGGAUCUGCUGCUUCUUCAGCUGUUGCUUCCCCUGGUGUAAACAGAUCGAGUCCUUCUAAACCAGGUGCUGGAAUGCCUCCUCCUCCACCUCCAAGACAGAAUCUGCCUGAUCCUACCAGCUUUGCUCCUCCUCCUAUUUACGGAAACCCUGCCAGUGCCAGUUACAAGGCUCCGGCACCUCAAGCAGCAGCUGCUACGAUUACUGCUACUCAACAGCCACAACAUCAACAACAACAACAACUACCACCUCCUGUAUCUCGACAGACUCCUACUCCUCCAGCAUCGCGCGUAAGUCCUACUCCACCUGCUACAAGAGCCACUCCUCCAGGAUCGGCUACUCACAGUACGGGUCCAAGACAGGCUCCUCCUAAACCAGCUUCUCUCAAAGUUCAGCCCACCCCUCCUCCUAAACCAUCUGCUUUUUCAACUUCUGGAAAUACCAACACAGUUCCUCACCCUCAACCAGCUCGAACAUACCCUUCUCAACAGCAGCUACCCCAACCACUCCAGAGUCAAUUCCAGGGUCAACCUCAAGGUCAACCUCCUGCGUAUGCUUUAACUGAUAGUUUGAACAACCUUUCAGUUAAUGACAACCAAAACGAAGUUCAGGCUGUACCCAGUCCAUCUGGCGAUUCACAAUCAUCUGCUCCUCAACCGGCUGUUGCAUUUGCUCAACCAGGAAUUCCAAAUUUUGCUGCUGAAAUCGCUGCUAGAAAAACUCGUAACUCAGUAUCUCAUUCGUCUACCGCUUCAGCGUCUCCACCUCCCAUUUCUCCAGCUUCAACUGGCGCCAGCAUAAACAAGAAAGCUCCUCCACCACCACCCAAGAAAAAACCCAGUCUGAGUACCGGGUCUUCUUUUUCUGCUGCUUCCACACCUGCUCCUGCUGCUCCGGGUACUGGCUAUGCUCAUUCAUCAGUCGCAAGCCCGCCUGUUAUUGCUCCUAAACCAAUUGUACCAUCGGCACCAGCUCGUAACCAUCCUCACACCGUUGGUGUCAACAGUUCACAUGCUCCUUCCUUGCCACCACCAAUCAACCAUGCUACUCGACCAUCUGUUGAAACCAUUGCUAGAAGUGGUUCAUUCUCUGACUCUCAAGUGCAACCUGAACCAAAAGAACCGAAACGAUUUGAUUUCCAGCUGGCAACUGCCUGGUUCGCAGUUCCAAUGGGACAACCUCUUCACUUUCCUCCCGACCUUUCUGGUACUGAAUACACUUACUCCACAUCAUCCUCCGGCUCCACUAGGACAUUGAAAAUAGCACUUCGAAUCACUGAAGAUCUGUCAGUUGUUAGAUUUACCAUGACCUGGGAUGAAAGUGAUCCUGUUCGCACCUGUCGAGUCACCCGAACCGACUCGGCAGUUCCACGACUUCUCACUGGACCCGAACUGGUCUAUUCACAUUCUCAGUACGGCGAAUUAGUAGCUUCAUGGGCUGAGUCGAAGAUGGGUCAACAGGUGGGUAACGGCGAGUGCUGGACUCUUGCCCAACAAGCCAUUGAACAGUCGACUCACGGCCAAGCCAUGACGUCGAAAGGACUCGUCCACGGCAUGCUCAUCUACGGUACCAACCCUGCCAUUUCACGAGAAGAGAUCCGUCGCGGAGAUAUCAUUCAAUUCCGCGAAGCACGGUUCGAGAAACGUGAUCCCACCACCGGUCGAGUCGUGUCUCAAUCACUCUCAGGAGCACCGGACCACACCUCAGUCGUAACCUCAGUCGACUCCAACACCAUCCACGUGGUCCACCAGAACGUCUCCAACGUCCGCCGUGUCCAACCAGGCGAGUACGUCCUUUCGGACUUCGUCUCCGGCGAUAUCAAGAUCUACCGUGUCGUCGCCAAAGACUGGGUCGAGGCCCUGUCCGUAUAA